Racocetra persica is the source of this 567-nucleotide messenger RNA. The record is from the annotation of a GenBank genome assembly. Lineage: Eukaryota; Fungi; Glomeromycota; Glomeromycetes; Diversisporales; Gigasporaceae.
AAUCGUGCGAAUCAUGCUCGCUUCAAGAAUCAUGCUCAUUUCAAGAGCUACACCCACUUCAAGGGUCCCAAGAAAUUCCCUCACUUCAAGAAUCCCGAGAAACACCUCCAUCUCAAGAAUCCCGAGAAACACCUCCAUCUCAAGAAUCCCGAGAAACACCUCUAUCUCAAGAAUCUCAAGAAACAUCACCACUUCAAGGGACCCAAGAACCUCAUUCGUUUCAAGAAUUAUAUUCUGCAGUUACACACACAUUAUCAUUACAAGAAUUACAAGAGCCACCACCAAUAUUAAUACACCCAUUGCAAUUGCAAGAAUCAUUAACAAACAUUGAAUAUCCUUCUACAACUCCAUCAUUAACCGCACAAAUUUUAAUGCUUUCUGAUGAAAUAACCAUAACAAUAUCCCCUAAUCAAAUAAUUGAUCCUUUACUUCAACCUCAAGAAAAUACACCAUUAAUUAAAAAUUUUUAUGUUUAUGGCUUUAUAUUUUUACCAUUUUGGUUUAUUGGUGCUUGUUAUGUAUUUUCAACUGAUUCACAGUAUCGAAGAUGGGCUAAACGAUGUUUUU